AUGUUACGUUGCUUUCUCGCUGGAGAUAGCGCCGGUGGAAACUUAGCUCAUCAUGUUGCUCAACGAGCCUGUGAAUUCAACUUCCGACGACUCAAGGUCAUCGGAGUUGUAGCAAUUCAACCAUUCUUUGGCGGCGAGGAGCGAACGGAAUCCGAGACCCGGCUCGCCGGAACACCAUUAGUUUCCAUAAAGCGAACAGAUUGGAUGUGGAAUGCAUUUUUGCCAGAAGGGGAAGGGUUCAAUCGCGACCACCCAAUCAUCAACGUUAGCGGCCCACAGGCGGUGGACAUAUCGGAAAUAAAAUUGCCGCCGGUGAUGGUGGUGGUGGCGGGGUUCGACGUCCUACAUGACUGGCAAAAAAGGUACUAUGAGUGGCUGAAAAAGUCCGGGAAAGAAGUUUAUUUGUUUGAGUAUCCAAACAUGUGCCAUGCUUUCUAUAUCUUCCCGGAAUUGCCUGAAUCUGGACAACUUAUUGACCAAGUGAAAGACUUCAUUCAUAAAGUAUCGAGUAAUGUUGCCACUUUGUAACAAAUUAAAACCAUGGUUAAUAAUUAGUUUUAUUACAUAUGCAUAAAUAUAAAUAGCUGUAUCAAAAUCAUUUUAUAUUGUAUGAUUUGAGAAGUCUGAUUUUGG
Messenger RNA from Lactuca virosa, 633 nucleotides. The record is from the annotation of a GenBank genome assembly. NCBI's taxonomy places the organism in Eukaryota, Viridiplantae, Streptophyta, Magnoliopsida, Asterales, Asteraceae.